UUAUACCGUGGGCUGCGGCGAUUGGGUAGAAUACCUGUUUGGCAAUUUUUUACAAAAAAAAAUGUAAAUACACAGGUGGCGGCGACAUGGGUUGUAGUGUGGUUUAUGUAAAUAAAACAGAAGUGAAACCGCGCCGUUGUGUUCUGGUCUCCAUGCGCGGCCGACUCGCGCAAUGUUUGACACUCAGGUGGAGGAAAGACUUUAGAGUUUAACAAGAGCAGGUGACAGCUGUGCGGUCAUGCCUCAGCUCAGGGCCUCGGCGGUGCUGCAGAUCGCGCUGCUGCUCUCCGCUGUUCCCGCGCAGUACUUCAUCUCCCGGUGGAGCAGCUCCUCGGCGGCGCAGCGCUAUCACGCGACCACACGAUUGCUUCGAAUAUGGAAAGAGUGGAGAAAAUCAUACAUCAAUGUAACAGCAUGGACAGACUGGACAAGCCAGCAGAUGUCCAAAGCCAUGUCUCUGGUUGGAUUGGGACAGGAAGAUCAAGCAACACCAGAGUUACCUCCCACAGACACCAUGCUUUUUGACAAUGACCAGGGAUUCUUUGGUGCAUCCAAGACAGUGCGCAGCCCUCGUCCCCCAUACGUGUUUCUGCGGGUCGGAGAGGUGGUGAUGGAGACAAAGGGACACAUGGUUGGAGUCGUGGUGAGCUGGGACCCUGAAAUGCGAGCUCCUCCAGAUUGGGUCGACACAACGUACUUUGGCCUUUCGGGCACCAGAGCAGAAAAUACACCUCAUUACAAGGUGAUCUUCAGCGGACCUGUACCCUCCUCCAUCGUAGUUGCGUACUUGCCUCAGACGCAAUUGGAGCGCAUCACUGGGAUGCGGCCAGAUAUUCCCAUCUUGGACAACUACUUCACGCACUUUAAUGGGAAACGGUUUGUCAUGCAGCCCUGGCUCAGAGAGCUCUUCCCAGAAGACGAGGAUGAGGACGACUGACUCUGGAGUAUGAAAGCCCUAACCAAGAGACACUUUUAUCCUUUGGCUUCUGUGGUGUUCUUCAGCUGUUUCUGUUCUUUUGGUCUACUGGAGUCUGAUGAUGAGUGGGUACAAAAUGCCACUGCCAUCUUCAUAAACAGUAGUCGAUCCAGUGAGCUCAAAUAAGAGUUGAGGAUAAUCAUCAAAUCCCUCCUUUCUGGAACUCACUGUUAGGGUGCCUUUAAGGGAGUUGGUGUGCAUUAUGAAAGAUGAAGAAAUGUGAUUCAGCUUCUGCGUUAUCAUUUAUUUCUCUCAAGUUUACAAAUACAAAAUAAUUUAAUGGGUCUAAAAAUGUUAAAACAAACAAAAAAUUAAUUUAAUUCUGUUUAAAAUAGAACUGAAUUGUUUGCCUAAUUUUUAGAAGACAGACUGAAGGAGAUUCUUUAAAUUGCUUUUAAAGUCAAAAUAAAUGUAUUAUUUUUUUAUUGCUGUAAAGUG
Archocentrus centrarchus (flier cichlid) is the source of this 1414-nucleotide messenger RNA. RefSeq lists its product as uncharacterized. The record is from RefSeq and is a predicted model, not a curated record. Lineage: Eukaryota; Metazoa; Chordata; Actinopteri; Cichliformes; Cichlidae. The transcript is spliced from 7 exons. Gene Ontology annotation, molecular function: DNA binding. The coding region runs from base 239 to 937 and encodes 232 amino acids.